Molecule: messenger RNA, 922 nt
Organism: Cheilinus undulatus (humphead wrasse)
Lineage: Eukaryota; Metazoa; Chordata; Actinopteri; Labriformes; Labridae
Product: chymotrypsin-like elastase family member 2A
Exons: 8
Coding region: 40-849 (269 amino acids)
Biological process (GO): proteolysis
Molecular function (GO): serine-type endopeptidase activity
Source: RefSeq, a predicted model, not a curated record
GUUAAAAGCAAACUGGAGACUGCGCCGAACUCCUCCAAGAUGAUUGGGCUUGUGGCUUUUCUGUCCUGCAUUGGGCUCAUUUGGGCUGAAGUGCCCUUUAACCACAGAGUGACCAAUGGGAGAGUCAUUGGAGGCAGCAAUGCCCCACGCAACAAGUGGAAAUGGCAGAUUUCCCUCCAGUAUGACUCAUACAAUGAGGGCUAUUACGGCCACAUCUGUGGAGGCACCAUCAUCGAUGGUCUCCAUGUCAUGACAGCAGCUCACUGCAUCCUCGGCACCAAUCCCAAAUCAUACCGUGUGGCCGUUGGUGAGUACAACCUGUUCGAGUAUGAUGGCAGUGAGCAGUUCAUUGGCGUGGAGAGGAUCGACGUGCAUCCUGGAUGGACUGGAGACCUGGGCAAUGGAAAUGACAUUGCUAUCCUAAAACUUUCUGAGCCCGUGUAUGACAACGGAUACGUGGCUAUCGCCGAACUGCCCUACCCUGAAGAGACGCUGCCUCAUGACUUCACCUGUUACAUCACCGGCUGGGGUCUUAUGGACCAUUAUGGAAGCGCUCCCGACAUCCUCCAGGAGGCUCCCAUCAACGUGGUUGAGCAUUCAGUCUGCUCUAAGCCUGAGUGGUGGGGCAUCCUCGCUCGUGAAUCCAUGGUGUGUGCCGGAGGUGAUGGAGUCAUUUCAGGUUGCCAGGGCGACUCUGGAGGACCCCUCAACUGCUUCACUGGCGGAGCCUGGAGGGUCCACGGCGUUGUCAGCUAUGGUCCAGCUGGAGGAUGCAACCAAUACAUGAAACCCACCGUCUUCACCAGAGUUUCCUUCUUCAUGGACUGGAUCUUCUCUAUUUCCAGAUAAAAUCAUCAGAUGGAAACAUGUUUCCCCCUCACUGUCCAAUGGAAGCAGUGAAAUAAAAUCAAAAUGCAUCUCA